This is a messenger RNA of Eublepharis macularius, 6678 nucleotides long. RefSeq names its product round spermatid basic protein 1 (gene RSBN1). The coding region runs from base 2 to 2041 and encodes 679 amino acids. The transcript has 7 exons. The record is from RefSeq and is a predicted model, not a curated record. Gene Ontology annotation, cellular component: nucleus. NCBI's taxonomy places the organism in Eukaryota, Metazoa, Chordata, Lepidosauria, Squamata, Eublepharidae.
AAUGGCUACGCAGGUCGCUGCAGUGCGCGCCGUGUCCCGGGGCGCGGAAGAGACGCCCCCGCUCCCUCUUGGGGACCGGCCUGGCCGGCCGAGGGGAGGGGGGAGGAAGCGGAAAGGGCCUCCCGGGGAGCCCGGGGGGUGCAAAAGGGCCAAGCUGAGCCAGCAGCCGCUCGUGGUGGGGCCCGGUCAGGCGGAGCCACUGCCUCCGGUCACCGUUCCCGGCCUCUCGGCUGUUCCCGCGGUCCCUUCCGCCGCGGCCGGCCUCUUCACCUUCUCCCCCCUCAGCCUUCCUCCGCAGGCCCCUCACUGCGAGCGCCGGCAUCACCACAGGCACCGGCACCGCCCGGACAGUGGCGGCUCCGAGCCCGGCCGCUCCUCCGGCGACAAGCCGCACAAAGGCCGGCGGGGAAGCUCCGGUGACGGCGCUGCCGGGCGGCCCAGCAAGCGAGACAGCAGAGAUGAGAAUGGCAAGACCCAGAGAGCUGAUGGUCUUAUUAUGAAGAAAAUAAAGAAAAAGAAGAAAAAGAAACACAGAGAGGAUAUGAGGGGGAGACAUCUGAAAAUGUACAAUAAAGAAGUGCAGACUGUGUGUGCUGGUCUUACCCGUAUCAACAAAGAGAUUUUGACUCCAGGGGAGAGUGAUAACUUGGAAGAGAACAAGGAAUCUUUUAGGUAUCUAAAAGAUGAACAGCUGUGUCAGUUGAAUUUGGGCAUGGAAGAAUACAGGAUACCCCAGGGAGUGCAGUCUCCAUUUACUACCCACCAGGAGCAUUCUGUUCGCAGCAACUUCUUAAAAACAGGCACUAAAUUUAGUAACUUUAUUCAUGAAGAACAUCAGUCAAAUGGUGGAGCUCUGGUCCUUCAUGCCUACAUGGAUGAACUCUCAUUUUUGUCUCCAGUGGAGAUGGAGAGAUUUUCAGAAGAGUUUCUUGCUUUGACAUUCAGUGAAAAUGAGAAAAAUGCAGCCUACUAUGCUCUAGCCAUAGUCCAUGGGGCAGCUGCCUACUUGCCAGACUUCUUGGAUUACUUUGCUUACAACUUUCCGAACACUCCAGUGAAAAUGGAAAUCCUUGGCAAGAAGGAUAUUGAAACAACAACAAUUUCCAACUUUCACACUCAGGUCAGUCGAACAUAUUGCUGUGGUACCUACAGAGCGGGUCCAAUGAGGCAGAUCAGCCUUGUUGGAGCUGUGGAUGAAGAAGUUGGAGACUAUUUCCCAGAAUUCCUUGAUAUGUUAGAAGAAUCUCCAUUUCUCAGAAUGACUCUACCCUGGGGUACUCUUUCUAGUCUCAGACUACAGUGCCGGUCACAAAGUGAUGAUGGCCCCAUAAUGUGGGUACGGCCAGGAGAACAGAUGAUUCCAACAGCUGAUAUGCCAAAGUCCCCAUUCAAACGACGCAGAUCAAUGAACGAAAUAAAAAAUCUCCAGUAUCUACCUCGAACCAGUGAACCCCGUGAAGUUCUUUUUGAAGACAGAACAAGAGCACAUGCUGAUCAUGUUGGGCAAGGGUUUGACUGGCAGAGUACAGCUGCUGUUGGAGUGCUGAAAGCUGUACAGUUUGGUGAAUGGAGUGACCAGCCACGUAUAACCAAAGAUGUAGUUUGUUUUCAUGCAGAGGAUUUCACUGAUGUGGUUCAGAGACUUCAGUUGGAUUUGCAUGAACCUCCAGUGUCACAGUGUGUUCAGUGGGUUGACGAAGCCAAGCUAAACCAAAUGAGACGAGAAGGCAUUCGCUAUGCUAGAAUCCAGCUAUGCGAUAAUGAUAUCUACUUCAUCCCUAGAAAUGUCAUUCAUCAGUUCAAGACGGUGUCUGCUGUGUGUAGCUUAGCCUGGCAUAUAAGACUUAAACAGUAUCAUCCUUCAGGAGAGAAUUCUCAAAGUACAGAAAGCAUUUCAAAUAUGGACAGUAGCACUGGUGACAAGAUGGAAUCAGAUAUUGAAGACCAAUGUGUGCUUGUGAAAGAAGAGUCUGGAGAAGUAGGAACAGAAGUACAGAUCACGACGGUGACACCACCGUCCUUGUUUUCGUCUCUGUCAUGACUUGUCCUACAAGAUCAGCUGAGUCCCUUCCAGUUUUUAAACUACAAUCAGAUCAGCAACACAAUUCACAGGAUGAUCAUAAAGGCUUUCUUGUGUGAUAUGUACAUAAUCAUACACAUUUUUAAACAGCUUUUUAAAAUUUUGAUGUGAAGUUAUAGUUUUAUAACUGGGUUAUGUUUUAUUGGAGAUAACUUGCCUAUAAUUCUAUAAAGAGAGGUGACAUUCCAAAAUGUCAAGCAUAUCUUUUUUACACAGAUUAUGCAAAGUUAGAAUUGUAUUUUACUCCCUUAGUACAGCAUGUAGUGGACUACUUUCCCCCCCCCCCCAAGGAAUGAGGUAAUAAUUCAGCAUCUUUAUUUUUUCUUCAGGAACUUCAAGUAUUUAGUAAAUCUGAUACCCUUACAUCUGUUUUAUCUUUGGCUUUCAGCAUAAAAGGGAUGGUUUCUGUGGAGGAUUCACAAAGUGACUCUCCCAUCUGAUUAAUGGCUUCAAUGAAAGAGAAAGCAAAGCACUUUUUAAUGAUCAAUGGCAUUUGUGUGAAUGUGUAUGAGACAGAAUGACUUUUGAAAACCCGGAGGAAGCUCAAGUUACCAGCAAUGUAGUUUAAUUGCUUAUCAACACAUUAACAAAGAAGCGGAUGUAUUAGUUGCACAGUGUGUGUGAUCUUCUUAAACAGUAAUAACUGACACUUCCCAUACCCCUGCUUUUAAUGUUUGUGGGAACAGUGUGUUUUAAAAACUUCCCUGACAGCAUAAUGUAACAGUAGUGUCUAAUGAAAGUAACUGUCGGCAGUUUCUCUGAGGAAACUGUUCUCUUUGAGCACUUUAAGGCUUUACAAUAUUCUAACCAAUUUGGUGGCUUCUAUAAUUCACAGCAAGCAUCUGAGAUGGAAACCAUCCUCUCCUUUGCAUUGAUGCACUUAAUCCAGUAGAGUAGGCUUAAUGAUAUAUAUUGGUUGCCUUUAUUCUCAAAUUCUAUAUAAUUGUUUCACAAUAAAUUAUCACACAUGGAUUGCUGUUUCCACAUGUGACUCUUGGGUACACAGUGCUACUGCUGUUUUUGAAAGAUUAAUGGCAGUAGGUCAAGUGUCAUCGGCUAACAUUGUUUUAACAGUCAUACAGUUUCCUUCAGCAUUAACUAUAGCCAGCUUUUCACUCACAGUGUACUGAAUUACAUUUUUUUCUGGUACUGGAAGAAACCUCUCACAUAUAGGAUGUGAACUUUAUGAAGGUGUAAUCAAAGUUGUUUCAGAACUAUUUGUUCUUGUCCUCAUUAGGGUAAGGGGAGAAACUUGGAGAACUAUACUAACCAGAAGCAAAGAAAACAGCUGUGUUUUUAAAAUGCAUCUUUGAUAUCAAUCUUUUUUGGAAAAACUUGCAUAUCAAUGUUUAUAUAAUAGCAAUUACUUUGUGCAAUAUUGUUUUGUGUAGAUUUAUAUGCCUAUUAGCACCUCGGUAUAGCAGGCACAAUUUUAAACCAAUAGUAAAAAUAAUCAGAAAAUAUUGCAGUGAUUAGAUACAACCUGUAUUACUCCUGAUAUAUACACAUAUGUAUAUGUAUGUAUUGUCUUGGUGCAAAACUGAAGACAAAUAGAAAAUAUUUACAUUUCAAAUGAACUUUCAUAUUGGAGUGGUGGUGAAUUGUGUAUAUAAGGUGUUAGGAUGAAAUCUUUUUACGUAAGAUUAAACUUUUUUAUGCAGGAGUGUAAUUUUAAAUCUUAAAUUCUAGAUUGACCAGUACUGGUUCAGGAAAUAAUCCCUGCAUACUCUGGCUUUUUCCACUUUUUUACUCUUGUCCAGAAGAAUUUUCAUAAACUUUUAUGGGCUGUGCAAAGUGUAAUUCUUCACAGGCAAUAUGAGUUUCAGUGCAUCACUUAUAUAUACGAUACCAUCUUUAUUUUGUCAUAUGUUUCUUCCAUUUAUUUUACUAGUCUUCCAAACAUCUCCUUCUCUUCGCCCAUUGUGACCAUGUCAUAAAACAUGUCUUGAGCCAUUUCUUGGACUUUUCAACAAGUGUAGUUAACUGUCAUCUGUAAGCCACCACUGUGUAUAACUGCUCAGGAAAUGGUACAAUCUGAAAAGAUAUUACAGGUAAAGGGAAAGUCAUUCAUUACUUGUCUCUCUGUUUCAAAACACAACUUGCACAAACUUAAGCAAAUCCAAAAAAAUUAAUGAAAUGGUAUGUACCCCUAUUUCUUGGUUAUUCAUAAGAAUAUGACAUGGAAUUAAUAGAGAAACAGUAGUUGCAAGUUCCUUCUGGAACUCUGCAUACAUAUGUAUAAAAUAGAGCAAGCUUGCCUGGUAAAAUGGUGGUAUAGCGUCCUAAAGCAGUAGGAAGCAGUCAUGGAGUUUUGAAAGUACCAAGGUAAAACUUGUACCAACCAAUUUGAUACUGUAUUGUAUUUAAGGCAGAAUACUCUUUGAAUAAUCAUAUUUCUGAUAUUUGAAGAGACUUAAAAAUCUCUCUCCUGUUCACUUAUAUUAAUUUCACAUUUUGUUUUUAUAGAAAAACACUUAAAAUGGUUCAUAAGAUCAAAUUACCAUUACUUCUAAAUUCCAGUGAGCUCCAUUCAUGCAUUUAAAGCACUUCUGUGUGCACACUGGAACUAUGCUGACUUCUCUUUCUGCCAGUAGCCCUUUAUAGUGUGUCAGAUUGUAUUUCAGAAUCCCUUGACAUUCAGCAUUAGUUUUUGCAUGGACACUAGUUGUAGUGGGAAAGGAGGUUAAAAAGCUCUGGUGCAUACUCAGAUCUUUGCUCACAAAUGACUUUUAAAAAAUACAAAUAGAGACAAAAGCUUAAGUCUAAUUAUAUCACUGAAUGAAAUGAUCCUUUUUGGUAAGGAAGAUGAACUGAAAAAAAUUAAAGUGAAUAAUGAUAAUAAGAGAACCACUGACUUUGGUGGGAAAAGAGUGACAAAUCAGUGGAUUCAAAUUUCCAAGGAUCAUUUGGAGAAGACAACAUCUUUAGAUUUUGAGACCUAAAGGUACUUUAAGUGUAAUCUCUCAGGAAAUACUGAAGUAACAAUUUGCAUUCAUGCGAAGAUUUUGAAAAUAUAUCUUGCCAAUGUCAUUGAUAUUUUAAUGGCUAGAUAUGUUGCUAGUAGAGUUGGCUUAAGCUAACAUGCAAUCUUACUUUAUAAAUCCUAGAGUAUAUAAACAUGAUAUAAUUACCAAUUCAAAGGAAGAAUGAUUGUUAUAAUAAAAUAAAUCUAGGUAUUUUAUUCUGUUGGAGAGUCUCUGUCAAAUUUCAAUACUUGUUGAAUAUUCCAGUUAUCAAUCCAGUAUAUCCUGUCAUGUCUCAACUCAGUUGCUAAAUACUAGAAGUUCCAGAAACCUAGCUCUUGUCUAAAAAGUCUGAUUGGCUCCACGUUGAAAAAUGAGGACCCUUUUAUAUUUCACUAAACAUCCUUUUGUUUCUUUUUAUCAAAGUCCAAAGAAAAGUGGUGUUUUGUGUUCACUGAAUGGCUGUAUGGGUCUGCUGAUCUAUUUAAUACAUUGGCAAAAGUAAAGUUAUGUAAGUGAACUGGGUAUUUCACAUUCUUCCCCUUAAAUGUUUUUGAACAUAAAAUCUAUUUUGUAGAUAACUGACAUGUUCUCUUCAAUGAAGAUGGAAUGUGUGGAGGAUUCAUGUGAUAUUAAAAGACACCUUUAUCAUAAAAAUUUUGUGCAUACAAUACAAGGACUCUGGUUCUGUUAGCAGUUUUCCUAAAUGUAAGGACAUAACUGUGUAGCAAAAGUUCUUCAUUUAUUGUUAGAACCCCAGGAUAAAUAUAAUUUAAAUUCUUCACUUUUUUCUCAUGCUGCCAUUCACAUGCUUGAAUUUAAACUGAGUGGUAAACUCUUUCACUUAGGGAACAAUCCGGCCAAUGUUAAGUGCCUUUAAGUCUCAUUGAUUUCUGUAGGAGAUAAUGAAGUGUUUUGUCUCAUUGAAAUCAAUGGGACUUAAAUAUCUUUAAUAUAGGUGGGAUUGCACCUUAUAUUCUUAUAAAUGCUGAGUAUUUAUAGCCAUAUUGGUGGCUUUUUUUUAAAGGUUGCUAUGAGUGGGGAUGGUUGUCCUUCAGCUCCUGAAAGCUUUGUACUGUAGGUUAAUUUAGGCUGGUUCAACAGACAACUUCCCAAUAACAUUAAGGCCUUCCAUUAAUACUCAUAAUAGUUGUAGAACCCAACAGCACAUGUAGUUAAGAAGGGGCUUUUCUUAAUAUAGCACUUUCAAUUCUGUCUAAGCAAAUACUGAUACUUUACAUGUUGUAUAAAAUAGAUUUGUGUAGUGUUUUGUGAUUAAAUUCAGUUUUGAUUGGCAGCUAAGAUAUUUUUCUGUGGUUUUAAUAUAUCUAAGUUCUUUGCAUAUAGAGGAUAUGUACAAUUGCCUGGAAGACUGUUUUUGCUUUGUGUGGCCUUAGUAUAUUUAUUGACAUUUAGCAAGUGUUUUAAAGAGGUUUUUAUAAUAGUGUGAACUGGGAAAAUUUUAAGUCUCUCUGUGAAUAAUCCUCUAACACAGUGCAUUUCUUUUAGUAGCUGACUGUACAAGCGUAUCAAACUGUUAAAGCUAUUUCUUUGUAAAAAAAAAAUACAUGGAAUGCAUAGAUUUUUUUCCCUGUAAAGUAUUUUUUUAAUAAACAGAAGUCUGAUUUGCCCUUA